Hermetia illucens (black soldier fly) is the source of this 3694-nucleotide messenger RNA. Its product is annotated as embryonic polarity protein dorsal-like. Bases 1605 to 3545 code for a protein of 646 amino acids. Gene Ontology annotation, molecular function: DNA-binding transcription factor activity; DNA binding. Lineage: Eukaryota; Metazoa; Arthropoda; Insecta; Diptera; Stratiomyidae. Gene Ontology annotation, cellular component: nucleus; cytoplasm. The transcript is spliced from 11 exons. The record is from RefSeq and is a predicted model, not a curated record. Gene Ontology annotation, biological process: non-canonical NF-kappaB signal transduction; response to cytokine; innate immune response.
UGUCAUCUGAAUGCUUGUUAGUUACGGUUGUAGUUUCGAAAAUAUACCCUCUGCACUGCUGAGCAAACCGAGGUUCCACCACGGCUGAUUGCAAGUUGGAGUAUUGAAUUUCGAGCCACGAACAGUACGUUUUCGGCUCCAUGAUAGUCCGCUAACUUGGUACAACGUGUAGGUCGACUAGGUUGUUGCAAAGACGACUUUUGUGGCGGUUUUUGUUAUUGUCCGCUCCGUGACGAAAUCCGCGAAAACUUAGUAAGACGGAGAUAAGGAAGCGCCAAUUCGCUUAAUACUGGUAGCGUGGAUUGUACUUGUGGAUCUUGUCGACGCGUUUAAAAACAAAUUUCAUUUUCAUUUGUGGACCAUGUUUGCUAUCUGAUCACGGUUCGUUGUUAAUUUUGUUGAGUGUGGGCGUUUGGGUUCCAGAGUAGCUAACUCUGCGUGGAGUUUCAGCACUAAAUAUUGACGGUUUUGGUGACGAAAUUUCCCAAAAAAUUGAGUUUCGAUCGGUGCAAAAAUUCGAAAUAUUCAAUAAGGUUUCCGCGUGUUUCCAGCUGUUCAUUGUAUGGUUUCAUCAUAUGCGCGAUAAUCGUGACCUGUGAUCUUGAAAAGCAGUCAAGAUUGUUAAUAUCGCGACGAUCGUGUUUGUGUGCAAGCAUAUGUGAGCAGUGCGAGUAGAAACUUUAGUAUUGAGUUGGUACUAUCAGGCGUGCGCGCAAGAAUAAGUUACUCGCGGGUGAUUGUGGGUGCUUUUUGAGAAUAUUAUCACGUUCGUCCAAGUUUUCCGGUUUUUUUUUUCACGAUAGGAGAGUUUUCUUUUCGCUCAAGGAAAACAUUCGAUUUUUUUAGAUAAAGUGGCCAAAAACUAGAGAUCGCGAUCGAACAAUAACUACGGGACCGCUUGGAAUACCGAUUCAAGAUUGAUGUGAGAAGUGCUACCGCGUUUUGUGCAAAGAAUUUGAUCUUUAGUGAAGCGCCGUUUUCUCGGACAACCAAACACUCGUUAAUGAUUAGUGUUUAAACGUGUGUCCUUGAUAUUACUAACAAAGUGUUCUAAACUAGACUCGAAUAUCCGGAUUCAAACUUCGUUCGUUUAGAAUAUGGUAGCGUGGUUAUUUCUACGACAUCGAAAUUAUACAAUAUUUAACUAGAAAUUCUCUUGGAUAAAGUAUUUAAAUCAAAUUACAAUUUCAAUUUUUCAAAAAAUAACGUGCGCAGGAAGCAUAGUCGUGCGCGGCGCGACGCAAUUAAAAUAUAUUCUAUAAUCAUGACUUAAGCUUAAUUAAUUUUGUUUUUUAAAACAACCGAAACGAAAAAAAAAAUAAGUAAUCGAUGAAAUAUUCUAUUCAAUUCGUAUAAAUGUUUGUGCCGUUCUAUCUGGUGGUGGUGGCGAUAUUCUUGUUUAAAUAAUUGUGAUAUAAUUUAAAAAAAAAAGUUCGCAUCGACAAUCCAGAAAUUAAGAAACGCAGCACUUAGAUUAUUUAAGCCGACCAGGGCGCUUUAUCAACGACGCCAACUUUUCUUUUUGGUACAGUUUUGCGCCAUUUUGAUUGUUGUAAUUGUCGUCCGUCGAAAAUAAGCAGUUAAGUGUGUUCUCUGUAUUCAAAAUGGAAGCAUACGAAAUAGAUACAGAUGAUGUUACAGAUAUCAUCAAUAUAAGUGAUGUCAUCUCUGCUAUUGAAAAGGCAGAUCCAACGUAUAGUACAAAUACGACGCCUGCAGGGGGCGGCGGUGGAGGCGGGAGUAAAAAUAUGGAUCAACAGGCGCAAAUGCAAAAUCAACAAGGACUAGCUCAGCCGCAACAGCAGCAACCGCCGCAACAGCAUCAGGCUGCAAGGAGUAUCAGACGACGAGCUCAUGUUCGGAUAAUCGAGCAGCCUGCCAGCAAGGCCCUACGAUUUCGAUAUGAAUGCGAAGGACGAUCGGCUGGCUCAAUUCCGGGCGUUAAUAGUACGUCCGAGAAUAAAACUUAUCCAACUAUUGAAAUUGCUGACUACGUAGGACGUGCCGUUGUUGUUGUUUCAUGUGUUACAAAAGAUCCACCAUAUAGACCUCAUCCCCAUAAUUUAGUUGGUAGGGAAGGAUGCAAAAAAGGCGUGUGUACGGUAGAAAUAAAUAGUGAAACAAUGCGUGCAGUAUUCAGUAAUUUAGGUAUACAGUGUGUUAAAAAGAAAGAUAUUGAAAGUGCACUUCGUGCUCGUGAGGAAAUCCGUGUCGAUCCUUUCAAGACUGGAUUCGAUCAUCGUUUUCAACCUGCUAGUAUAGAUUUGAAUUCUGUUCGUUUAUGUUUCCAAGUUUUUCUGGAAAGUGACGUUAAAGGACGCUUUACAACCCCGCUCACACCUGUUGUAUCCGAUCCAGUAUAUGAUAAGAAAGCUAUGUCCGAUUUAGUAAUAUGCAAAUUAUGUAAAUGCUCAAGUACUGUUGCGGGUGGUAAAGAGAUUAUCCUUCUUUGUGAGAAGGUAGCAAAAGAAGAUAUAGCUGUGAGAUUUUUUGAAGAGAAAGAUGGUCAAACAGUUUGGGAAGCUUACGGAGAAUUCCAGCAUACUGAUGUACAUAAGCAAACAGCAAUAAAUUUCCGCACACCGAGAUAUCGAACGCUUGAUAUAGAACAGCCAGUGAAGGUUUUUAUUCAACUCAAACGACCAUCGGACGGUGCAACAAGCGAACCAAUACCCUUCGAUUAUCUCCCAUUGGAUUCAGACCCAAGCGUUUUAAAACGCAAGCGACAAAAGUUUGGCGGUGAAGCUAGUUCGCAUUUGUUUAAGCAUUUUCAGGAACAGCAAAAAUUGCAAGAACCACAUCAAGCUCAGGAUGGUCGCCAACACCUCGGAUUCCUCAACAUCGCUCAGACAACCGCGAUAAAGGCCGAACCAAGAGAUACAUCACCGCUUCCCUACACGAUGUUCGGCAAUACGACGGCAUACCGGAUGCCUGAGAACAGUCCAUCUCCCCAACCCCUAUCCCCGUCUAAUCCAAUGUAUAACCUAAGUAAUACUCCAUCACCUUACAACAUGGCUGGUGGUAACAUGAUAUCCCCAACUAAUCAGCAGUACACUGGUGCCGGAGCAGCAGGAGGACUCAGUCCUAAUAUGAAUAUGGAUAUGAACGAAAUGGGUGCCGCAGGGGCAUAUCAGCAACAUUAUCAACCCCAGCAGAAUGCAGCAAUAGACAAUUAUAGUCAAAUGGCUCCUCAAAUGACCCAGCAACAACACCAUUGGAACCUCCCGCCGUCGACAUCAGCCGCAGUUAUGAGCAAUCUCCUCACCACGAACUCUACCCUAGCUGGAAGUCAAACUCAACAGCAGUGGAAUCUUCCUGCAGGCAUCAAGCAAGAACAGUUGACAACCGUCAACCAUCUCGCGUCGAAUCCUUUUAUGAUGAGCGUUGGCGGUAAUUCUACCAUUGGAGGACAACACCAGCAGAACAAUACGACCAGCAACAUGAAUAUCAGUGACGCACCAAAUAUCAGUAGUUUAUUGGACAUGGAUAGUGAACAGUUGAUACACUUCAAUUCCGCUGAGUUAUCUAAUCUGUCGCUAUCUUAAAAUUUAUUGGACAAAUUAGAAAAAAGAAUUCUGAAUUUAUUUUCAACGAAUAGAUUCUAUACGUUUUCUGUAUAUAAUUUUGUAUGUUAUGUAAAAUUUUGGACGAAAUAAGAUGAUAAGCGAAAUAAAAACUUGGAAAACCUUUAGAA